Messenger RNA from Bombus impatiens (common eastern bumble bee), 2096 nucleotides. RefSeq names its product integrator complex subunit 10 (gene IntS10). Gene Ontology annotation, cellular component: integrator complex. Bases 198 to 2081 code for a protein of 627 amino acids. Gene Ontology annotation, biological process: snRNA processing. Lineage: Eukaryota; Metazoa; Arthropoda; Insecta; Hymenoptera; Apidae. The transcript is spliced from 8 exons. The record is from RefSeq and is a predicted model, not a curated record.
CAAAGCGUACAUUUCAUUCAGCGUAUUUCAGCGACAAAAAUGAUUUUUUAACGAUCGGUAUUUCAGUUCAGAACGUAACACAAAAUUCCAUUAAAUGCGAGAUCUAUUUUAUACACUGUCUAUGGUCUCGUCGAAGUCGUAAACGAUGUUUACUGGUUGUCAUUAUUUUCGUCUGUAAAUUUUUAAUAAUUUAAAAUAUGUUAGAAAAAACAUCUGGUAUAGAUAACAACCAGUUAUCCAAAGAAGAUUAUUUAAUUAUGCGUGCGAAAGAUGCAUUACCAAUUGACAUUUAUGCAGCUAAGUCCUGGUUAAUUACUGCUAGAUCGUUGUUUCCUCACAGUGCUAAAGUUCAGUUCGAAGCCUAUCGGAUCGAAAAGCUUUCAAAAAAUGUGAAGGAAGCAGCAAAAUGUUUUAGUGAAAUAUUUCAGAAUUUUCCGGACGAUCGCGAUAUAUGGAAGGAAAUAGAAGCAGUAACAGCUUGUCUUCGUUUGGAACAAUGCGAUGCCGAAGCAGAAUUUUUAUGCCAAAUGUUCCAACAUAUACCGCAAGAACUUCAGCAUAAAUUGCUUGUCAUGACUGCUGAUCAUAGCGAAGAUACAAUGGAGCACUGUAAAUUAUUACUUCUUUUACUGCGUAGAUUUCCUCAAACAAUUGCCACUCAUGGACCACGUUUAGUAGAAACUCUUCUUACCGCGGAGAAACACAGUCAUCCAGGAUGUGCGGUAAACGGAUACAGAAAAUUAUUAACCUGUGACGCACUACCUCUCCUUGGUACUGCGCCGGUAGUAUUAAAUCCGAGGCUUAGCUUGAGAUUACUUUGUAAAGCAAUAGAAUUUUAUUUGACAUACAUACAGCAGCCGCAAGAUAAUCAGAUUCAACAGCCCUGGGAUAGACUGUUUCAAGUUGUAGAAUUAAUAGGGAAAAAAUUAGGCUGGGAAUUAAGUAGUUUAUUUUCUAUGACUUGGAACAGAGAAGCAUAUUGCGAAGGAUUGCACCAAUAUGCUGUUACACAUUCUGCUAAUUUAUGCGAGGAAAUGGUGGCUAGACAGCUAUUAAUGUGUACUGUUGCAGUAUUAUUAAGAAUAUUAAAUGAACAUACUGCACUGAUUAAUAAUGAUGAAACCAUGUAUUGUUUGGUAGAAGCAUUCGCAGAAUGCGUACAUUCACCCACAGAACCCAAAUUGAAGAAACGGAAAAGGGAAGAUAAUGGAGGAAUCGUAAUAACUAGCGAUGGUGAUUACAGCGGUAAUGGAUUGGCAUUAAAUGUGAAGUUAUGGGACUUGUUACAUAGUAGUGAUUAUUUACAAAGAGAAAUCGGGAAACUAAGUCAACAACUCCGAUUAGACUCGUGGCUAAAUUCUUUUUUAACAGAUUUAGCUAUGUAUAAGGGUUUACACCAUGAAGUGUUACCAAGAUUAUCUCAAGAACCAGCUAGUUUAUCUGUUCACCUUCGUUUAGCAAGUACAUGUUUCUUCUUGAAAGAUUAUAAGGCAAUGUUAGAGUAUAUAGUUUUAGUAGUUACUGCAUUACCUUCGGUUUGCAGUAAGGUAUCUCACAAUUUAACUGUUCCAUGUGGAAGACACUUACAUUAUUUGACGCUUGCACGUUUUCCUGUUAUACAGUAUUGUUGCAGAUUAUUGCUUCUAGCAAUAAAGGAAAAUUUCUCUAUACCUGGUGCUGUUGGGGAUUUAGCUAUAGGACAUGCAUUAGUUCUAAUGCAAAUUGAUUGGCCGCAGGAAGCUAGUGCUUUAUCCACAAUUACGGAAAGGAUUAUUAAUCGUGGAACUUUUUCUUACCCAUUAUUUCAGGCUUAUAUUAUAUGUGUAGAUAUUUUAGAAGAGUUAACAUAUCUAUGGACAGAACAUGGAGGUGGUGUAUCUUUAGAUAUAGCUACUGGAUCAGGGAUUCUACAAAAUCGACGUAUUACUACUCGUGGAGCAGAUAAAGGAGUCCGCGAAGAAGUAAAACAAGCAAUGCGCCGACAAGCAGCUCGAGAUGGCAUCGAUCCGUUAGAUGAAUUGUUACAAAAGUUUAUUAUCAAUGAAAAAACAGCCAUAUUACACAGUUUAAUUAUUCAAUAAAUCAAUUUAACCUUA